Molecule: messenger RNA, 1371 nt
Organism: Rosa chinensis
Lineage: Eukaryota; Viridiplantae; Streptophyta; Magnoliopsida; Rosales; Rosaceae
Exons: 3
Coding region: 261-1328 (355 amino acids)
Molecular function (GO): nucleic acid binding; zinc ion binding
Source: RefSeq, a predicted model, not a curated record
CCGACGCAACUGUUCAUCUUGGCUUUUAUAUAAGGACGACCUUCGGUCGUCAUUAUCCAUCGAUCGAUCUUCUUCUUCCUUUCCCCAAAAAGUUAUUCUGAGAAACAUAAAGUAGAAUUCGUCAGGGUCAAGUUCUUGUGCAAGAACUUGUACCAGAUAGUUGUAUCCUCUAGAUAGACGUCUGAAACUACAGCACAAGUAGGGGCGAAUUUCUGUCUUAGGUCACUGCAUUGCAGGCCUCUAUCUGAUCAAAAAUUCCAAUGGAUCAAUCGGUAUCUACUACGAAGAAUCAUGUGGAGAAACCUGAGAAAUUCAAGGGUUCGGAUUUCAAACGUUGGCAACACAAGAUGUUGUUCUAUUUGACAACUCUUCAUGUGGCAGAUGUUCUCACAACCGAGGCUCCAAAGGAUCUUCCCGAAGGAGAUGGAGAGAAUGUUCCAACUGAUGCUCAAAAGGCCGAAAAUCAGAAGGCCAUUGUUGCCUGGGCGAGCAAUGAGUUUCUGUGCAGGAAUUAUAUCCUCAAUGCCUUAGACGAUUCCUUGUAUGAUAUUUACUCAUCAUUCAAAACAACAAAGGAAUUAUGGGAGUCGUUGGACAACAAAUACAAGACUGAAGUUGCUUGUUCAAAGAAGUUUGUCAUUGGCAAGUUUCUGAAUUACAAGAUGGUCGAUACCAAGUCUGUUGUCAAGCAAGUGGAGGAACUUCAAGUCAUUGUUCAUGAGUUAGAUGAAGAAGGUAUGGGACUGAACUCGAAUUUUCUUGUUGGUUCUGUUAUUGAAAAGUUACCUCCUUCAUGGAAAGAUUUCAAAGUAUAUCUGAAACAUCUAACUGAGGACAUGAAUUUUGAGCAAUUGGUUCUGAAACUUCGUGUUGAAGAGGAUCACCGGAAGAAUGAAAGGGCUAAUGCUACUUCUAUGGAGCCAAACGCAAACAUGAUUGGAGGAAGUCCAUCAAAGGCCAAGUUUCAGAAAAACAAAGGCAAGAAUGUUGCUGCCAAACCAAGUCUUGCUGCUGCCAAGAAGUCACUCGCCCCACAAAAGACCAAAGUUUUCAAAAAACCACAAACUGGUGGAUGUUGGGUUUGUGGCAAACCAGGGCAUAGAGCAAAAGAAUGUCACUUCAAGAAAGAUCAAGGAGGUGGUGGUUCUGGAAAUUCCAACAACCAAGCAAACCUUGCUGGAAAUGAAAAUCAAUUCAUUGGAGUGGUUUCUGCAGCAAAUCUGCUAGACACUUUGGAGUACUAUCAAAUGCUCGGAGCAGAUUGCUUGAUUCUUAGGAGGGACAAGCUGGGUGCUCAGAGAAGGUACAGGGGUGCCCAGAGUAGAUGAUGAGCAAGCUAGGUAUGCGAUGGAGGUGGCUGACAUUCAGCGG